CCGACCGAGUCCAUCUCGUCCACGCCAUUCAGUCGCACAACUGUUGCUCGACCGACCACGCCACCGUUCGUGCCCCUCCCCCGCCGUGGACGAUCGUCAGAGUGAAAAUGUUAUCGCCGUGGACCGCGAAUAAUAGUUUUAAAUAAAAUCUCCGCCGCCGCCGUGUCGUCGUCGUCGUCGUCGUCGUCGUCGUCGUAUUAAUUUUCACCUGGUCCCACUCAUCUCUCGGGUCAUCGGGUCGGUCGUCUGGACGUGAGUGCGUUUUUCCAGUGCGUUCGUACAUUUUAUAUUGUAGAUCACUUGCGAGACAGACUUGAUCGACGCGAUUUUAUAUGACGCCACGAUGACGCUGCGGUCGACGAUCGGUGAGACGACCGCCGCCGAUGCCACGGUGACGACCACGACCACGGUUAUUGUUGUCGCCGUGUACGCGAACCGGAUAAUGCCGAAAUCCCACUGAACCCGUCGCGACGUCCGAGUGCUCAACGUAUAUUCACACACAUCCGUAGUCGUUAUUGGUUUGACGGAAAAUAAACUUAUAACCGGAUUCGCGACGCACAUCCCGGAGACCACGCGGAUACACUGAUGGUUGUCCUCUGACGGUUUCGCAGUGGCGACUCGCACCGCCGCCGCCUCAGCCACGGCAAACGUUGUCUCAGCAGCCACUAUUGCCACCGCCGACCACACCGCCGCCGCCACUGAGGCCGACACCGACAUGACGUCGCACCACGCCGAUCGGAGGUCGUGAGUGCGCCGGCCGGCGUACCACGCUCAGAAAGCCAUGUGCACAGCGGCCACCGGAUGUUGGCGUGGCCGUUUUGUGUCGACAUGAACCGCGCCGAAGAGGUGCAGCUGUUUCGCAAGUCCAGGGAAGUGUCACUGAGGAGCAACGGCAGCGGGACAGGGACCGGAGGGGCGGGCGGGUCGCCCGUCAUCGACAGGGUCGCGUCCACCGAACUGAAGCAGCUGCAACAACAGCAUCAGCAACGGCCACGCGUUGGAUGUGCGGGCGGCGCUGGCGGGAUCGGUGGCGGCGGCGGUGGUGGCCAACCGGAAGUGGACUGCGACGAGCGGCGUCGGCAGCAGCGGUUUGACGGCGGCAAGCAGGAAGCCGCACCGGACCAACAGGUCCGGCCGCCGCACCACCACAGGCGGAUGCCCAGGUUCGGCGAGGCGCACCACCGGCGGGUGCCCACGCCGCUCAAGAAGCGCCGGCAGCCACGCGAGGACUUCGCCGACCCGCCGACGCCGAGCAGCGAUGCCGACGACGCGGCCAUUGUCGAGGUGGUGACCGCCGGGGGCGAUGCCAAACCACCCGCGCCGCCCGGCGUCCCCGACCCAUAUUACCCCAUUUACCUACCCAUCGACCAGGCGUUCAAGGCCAAGUACGUGUUCCACCAGCGGAAGGGCAAGACGUUCCAGGAGAAAGUCUACGUGUUCCUCGAACACCCGUGCGGAUGGAUCUGUUUCAUUUACCAUUUCGCUGUGUUCAUGGUCGUUUUGGUGUGCCUGAUUUUCAGCGUACUAUCGACGAUCGACGAGUAUUCCGGGUUUGCGAACGAGACGCUAUUUUGGAUGGAAAUUUGCCUGGUCGUGUUCUUUGGCGUCGAGUAUAUGAUACGAUUAUGGUCGGCCGGUUGCAGGUCCAAGUACAUGGGCACUUUCGGCAGGUUCCGUUUCGUCCGGAAACCCAUAUGCAUCAUCGAUCUAAUCGUUGUCGUGGCGUCAAUCGUGGUCUUAUCAAUCGGUUCCAACGGACAGGUGUUUGCCACAUCGGCGAUAAGAGGCAUUAGGUUUCUACAAAUAUUGAGAAUGCUUCACGUGGACCGUCAGGGCGGUACAUGGCGGCUUCUCGGCUCAGUUGUAUUUAUUCAUAGACAAGAGCUCAUCACUACGUUGUACAUAGGAUUUUUAGGUUUAAUAUUUAGCAGCUACUUUGUUUACCUCGCUGAAAAAGAUGCGGUCAGUAAGGACGGGAAAUCCAGAAACGAUUUUUCUAGCUACGCGGACGCGCUCUGGUGGGGAGUGAUCACUGUUACGACGAUAGGUUACGGUGACGCAGUGCCUCAGACGUGGAUCGGCAAGAUCGUCGCCUCGUGUUUCAGCGUGUUCGCGAUUUCGUUCUUCGCUUUACCAGCUGGCAUAUUGGGUUCUGGGUUCGCAUUGAAAGUGCAGCAAAAACAACGGCAGAAGCAUUUCAACCGGCAAAUACCUGCGGCCGCGAUGCUGAUACAAUGCCUGUGGAGGUGCUACGCGGCGGAUAAAUGUUUCAACAGCCAAGCCACUUGGGACAUUUACAUCAAGGAACCGGGACACCCGAAAGAUAACUCGUCGUUGAGUAAAUCUUUGAUCAUGCAAGUAGCGAAGCGCGCCAGCGUCUUGAAGCGGAAGAGAUCAAAAAGCAAAAUGGACACACCCGGAACGACGAAUAAUAAUAGGGAUUGCCCGCAAGCUCAAACUUUACCCCCACCGCCCAGAAGGGACAGUGACGGCGAAGUCGUUUUCUACAUAGAAGAACCCAAAGCGACCACUCCUAAUCGCGUUAGAAGAGAAACUAGAGGAUAUGUCAGCCAGACGAGUUCCGUGACGGAAGCUGCAAGCGACGAAGUCGACUUGGAAAUGGAACCAGAGCGAGUGACCACGUUAACCGACGUACACAAAAAUGCUAUUCGAGCCAUUAGAAAAAUCAAAUAUUUUGUAGCCAGAAGAAAAUUUCAACAAGCUAGAAAACCAUACGAUGUACGUGAUGUUAUCGAACAAUACAGCCAAGGUCAUUUAAAUAUGAUGGUUCGAAUAAAGGAAUUGCAAAGAAGGUUAGAUCAAACGCUCGGAAAGCCAGGAAGCUACCUGGCAGGAAUUGAUCGAUCAGGCAAUGUUAAGCCUAUGACAAUUGGUGCUCGUUUGUAUAGGCUAGAACAGCAGCUAUCCAUUAUGGACAAGAAGCUGGACCAGUUGGUGUACCUUUUAAACGUCCAGACGCACAGACAACAGUUUCCGGCCUUAGAAGAACAAGUUUAAACGUUUUAAAAGACUAUCAAAACGUCUCAUUUUCAUAGAUCACCCGACCAAUGUUAUUAUUUUAUUAAGGAACAAAAUAAACUUCUUACAGUCACGCAAAAUUAAUGUACACACAUAUCCGUUUGACUAAAAAAAGCUUUAUCUGGUAAUUUUAUCCUUUCGAUGACGUGGACAACAUUAUUGGUUGUUGAAUGACAACAACUGUAAUAAUAAAUACAAAUAAUAAUAAUAACGAUAAUAAUACUAUUUAGACGAAAAUAAAUAUUUUUAUGAGAACCCUUGUCUGAAGCAUUCUUAUGACGGAACCUAAUUUUAGGCUAAUGCACAAUAAAAUUUAAUAUAAUAUAUUAUAAUUAAAUAUAAUUAUCGUUAAAUAAAUCUAAAACACUAUUUUUCUAUGUCUAUUUAAUACAAAAAUCGUACUUGAAUUAAUAUUAUAAAUACAUUUAAUUAUUCUAACAAUAAAAUGUUAAAAUAUGCUUUGUCAGUAAUUUAGUGUAAAACACUUAAAUCAAUAUCUCUCGUAAACACUUAAAAGUAAAAUUAACUUUAGUUGUUAGUUUUUUUUUAUAUAACGACUGGUGAUUCCUUUAGGCUUAAUUAAUUCGAAUUUUAUACAUUCUUAGGGUUACAUGGAUAUUAAUAUGUUGUAGUUGGUAAAAACAAAUUGAGCUUAUAGGUGUUAGGUAUAGUUUUAAUCAAAUAAUCUGUUAUUUAUUGAAAUUAAAUUUAUUUAUGUGGCAGAGCGUAAACAUUCUUCAAACGUUUAUUUGAUAGUAAUUCAAAAAAGCAAUAAUUAAAAACAUUUACUCGGUGUUCAAACGAAGAAUAUUAAUAAUGACAAAUCCAAACCCUUAAUAUAAUCAACAUCUACCAAGUUUGUUUUCAUUUUACAUUUCGAAAUCGAUAAGUUUCAGAAACUUCUUUAUUUAUAUGAAAUAUAUUUUCUUAUUUUAAUCUGUAAACCGUAUCCCUGAAAGUUUCCCGGCUCGCACAGUGACCAAAAUUAGUUUGAAAAUUAAACAAUCAAGUAUAAGACUAAAAUUAAAACAUAUUAUUUUUCAUAAUAGAAUACUUUUUUUUUCAUUUUCUUUUUUUAUUGGGACCAAUAAACUCCAAUAACAAGGAUAAUUUUAAAACGUUAUAUCAAAAAAUUCUAAAAAAAAAAUAUGUAUAGGUAAUAAUUAUUAUAAUAAAAGUUAAAAUUGAGUGUACUGUAUUAUUAUGUACUUGGAAAAAAUAUGUUCUCAUUUCAUUCGAACACCAAUAAUGUCAUAUAGUUUUAAACAACUAUUAUAUUAGAUUGUAUAUUAUACAAACUACAAAUUAAAGAUAAAUAGAUUUUUAAUCUAAAAAAAUAAAAAUAAUAUUCAAAACUUUAUAUAGCUUAAUCUGUCAAUGUUAACAAAUCAGAAGCUAACUACGUUACAUUUUUUUCACAAUUACUAAGUUCGAAAUAAAAUCUUCAUGUGUAUAGGUACUUCACAGUGUUUUCAACAUUAUCAUCUACAAAUGAAAACAACCGGCUUGCGUUCAAUUACGAAUCGGAAAUAAAUAAAAUAAUAAUUUAUUUGUAUGAAUAUUUAAUUUAAUUUACUGUUCUAUUGCUCCUUAUUAUGUUUGUGUACCCUGAAAUAAGACAAUAGGUUAUAACUUUAUAAGUGAUAACUAUUAUUAUUUUCAUAACUGUUUUUUUAAAUUUUAUAAUUAAUAAUACGUUUAGUACCUAUAUACUUAGUUGUUUCUGAUAUUUUUACUUAAACGAAUAUUUUUCCAAACAGAGUAUGGUCUAUGAGUUCUAAAUUGUCUUUAUUCGAUGGUAUAAUAUAGGUAGUGCAAUAGAUACCAAAAUCUGUUUACAAUUUACAAAUAAUUUUAUAGUAGUUAUUGGAGUCAUUUCACAGUCUGCACAUUGCGUUUUAAGCUGAGUACCUACAGGAAAAAAGUUUAUAUGAACACGAUUACAAUUCGCGUUUUUCACGUUAUAUGUUUAUCUUUUUUUUCUAAAAAUAUUUUCAUGUGGAAUGGAUAUGACAAAAAUCUAUACAUUUUGUGUUAUACAAUUUUAAAAACAUCCUUCUGAAUAGUGGGUAUUUGAUUUGUUAUGAAUUGACCAAUGCAUAAUAUUGGAAAAACAUUUUGUAAAGCAAUCUCUAAUCUUGGGUCUAAAUAAGUGCCUUUUAAACACAGUUAGUAAUAAAUAAUAAUAUUGUUAGCUUAACCUGAUAAUGUGGUUAUAAUAAUAAUUUUUUUCGACGUAUAUCUUCUAAACUAUAUAUUUAUGAAAAUGUUCGUUUAAUCAAUACGACAAAAAUAAAUCAUUUUAUUUAAACACGAGUAUUAUAACUAUACCUUUAUGUAGUAACUAUUUCUACCACAUCGUGAAUGUAUUUUUUAUUUCUUUCUAUAAAAACGAUAAUCCAUAUUAUGAGGAUCAGUUCGUAUAUUACAUAGAUUGAGGUAGUAGGAAUAUAAUAUAGAUAGUUAUGUUUAGAUAACAAUUUCAAUUGUAUUGACGAAUUUUCUCAUUUACAGGUACUAGACUUAUAAAAAUAAUAAAAUAAAAAUAAAAAAUGGAAAAAUGGAAAAAAAUUAAAUAAUAACUAUCAUUGUAAGUUUUUAGAUCGGUGGGGUCAUUUUACACAUCGAUUCGUUAUAAUACAACAGAAAUGUUCUUUUUUUAUGAUAUUUUACUUUAUUAGGCGCAUUUGUUUUUUAUACGGACACUUUUGGCUAUAGACUAGUGCAAACAAUGUUUAUAAUAUAGAUUCGUCUACCGCGACUGUAAUUUAUAUAUUAUAUAAAUCACAAACGUUGCUACUGUGAUCAUUAAAGUUUAAAUAUAAUGUUAAUAAUAUUUUAAUAUAGUGUGCCCUUAUUAUUAUAUAUAUUAUAUUUAGCAUGUUUUUUGUACAUUCGACUUCAACAAAAAAUAUAGAACUGCUUUAUUUUUUAAAAAAACUAAAUUUAAUAAAAAAAAAAAACAAACGUCGAACUUAUACUCUCAUUGUUUACCACUUUUGUUGUACAUUCAUUUUCAUUUUCAUUUUAGGAACAAUUUUCGAGCUUUAGUCAAUUUUUUUAAUCUUGUUAAAAAAUUAUUAUCUAUUUAUGUAUUAUGUAUAAAUGAAAAACAAAUUAUUAUAUUUUCCAUCUCUGUAUUUGUGUUUUAAUUUUUAGAGAUUUUAAUUAAAGUAUAAUACGAGAAAUGUUUAUGAUAAUAUUAUUAUAAAAUGCAUUCCAUUACAAACAAGCAUUUCAAAACGUAUACGUUUAUUACUAUAUAAUUUUAUUUAAACGAUAUAAUUUGUACAUUUAUUUACUUUAAACUUUUAUUAUUAAUUAGUUUUUAGUUGUAUUAUUAAAAUACAUUAUGCAUUUUAUUAUUCUUUACAUUAAUUAAAAUAAAAAAAUAAAAAGCUACAAAUAUA
This is a messenger RNA of Metopolophium dirhodum (rose-grain aphid), 6449 nucleotides long. RefSeq names its product potassium voltage-gated channel subfamily KQT member 1 (gene KCNQ). Gene Ontology annotation, biological process: potassium ion transport; transmembrane transport. Gene Ontology annotation, cellular component: membrane. Lineage: Eukaryota; Metazoa; Arthropoda; Insecta; Hemiptera; Aphididae. The record is from RefSeq and is a predicted model, not a curated record. The transcript is spliced from 13 exons. The coding region runs from base 802 to 3018 and encodes 738 amino acids. Gene Ontology annotation, molecular function: voltage-gated potassium channel activity.